This is a messenger RNA of Scaptodrosophila lebanonensis, 4419 nucleotides long. RefSeq names its product dual specificity mitogen-activated protein kinase kinase hemipterous (gene hep). Gene Ontology annotation, biological process: protein phosphorylation. Gene Ontology annotation, molecular function: ATP binding; protein kinase activity. The record is from RefSeq and is a predicted model, not a curated record. Bases 373 to 3876 code for a protein of 1167 amino acids. Lineage: Eukaryota; Metazoa; Arthropoda; Insecta; Diptera; Drosophilidae. The transcript has 10 exons.
UAGCUUAUUAAACACAUAGGGACGCGUGCGAGGUGGUGGGCGAACGGACCACAAAGCGCUGUAUAUGUAUGAAAAAUUGCAAGUUGUGUGCGUGUGCAUGGUCGUACGGUCUAGCUCUAGUCGCUGUCUACCGCUGUUUUUUGUUUUUUAUAAUACUAAAUUGCUCCUGCAUGUGAAAAGUUCAAGCGUCUACAUGCGCACAAAAACAAACAAAUAAUAAAGACAAAGCCAUAGAGGGUAAAUCACUCUAUUUCCGUCUCUGUGCGUGUGUGUGGAUGUGAAUGUAUCCCCAGCAAGCGCCAGCCAGCGCUAACUGCAGCCGCAAAUAACUACGAAAAAUCGAAGUCGUUUUAAGCGCAGGCACGGUGCCGCAUGCCCAGCACAGUUUUCUACAUAAGCAACGCUAAAUGUUGUGAAACAGCAGCAACCACAAUGUCCAGCACUAUUGAGUUUGAGACAAUUGGGAACCGCUUGCAAUCGCUGGAAGCUGCGCUGCAGGCACAAAACGAAUCGCAUGAACAAAUUGUUCUAACGAAUACGCGUAAUGCAGCGGUGCGGGUCCGACCCACAACUUCAGUCACAGCCAGUGCAACUGCCUCCUCUACAGUGGCAGGUUGCGCAUCCACGUCGUCGUCAUCGUCUCUUUUGCCAGUUAGCACAGCCUCAACAGCGACAGGAGCAGUGCGACCGAUGACGCCGGGCGUUUUCGGUGGUAGCUAUGCCGGAACUAGAAAAAUACGCCAAACUCCAAGUCUACCGAUAUCUGCAACUGAAACGGUACCAGUUCGCACUCGUAUAAUGACGUUGCCGCUGCUCACACAGCAUCACCCCUCCGAAACGGAGACAGACAAGAAGCUUAAGAUGAUCAUGGGCCAGACGGGUAAGCUGACCAUCAAUGGGCGGCAAUAUCCGACCGACAUCAACGACUUACGGCACUUGGGUGAUCUCGGCAAUGGAACCAGUGGCAAUGUGGUUAAAAUGCUGCACUUGUCCAGCAAUACAAUCAUUGCAGUCAAGCAGAUGCGCCGAACUGGCAACGCGGAGGAAAAUAAGCGUAUUCUGAUGGAUUUGGAUGUGGUUCUCAAGUCCCACGAUUGCAAGUAUAUUGUCAAGUGCUUGGGCUGUUUUGUGCGCGAUCCCGAUGUGUGGAUAUGCAUGGAGCUGAUGUCCAUGUGCUUUGACAAACUGCUGAAACUGUCAAAGAAACCCGUUCCGGAGGAUAUUUUGGGCAAAGUCACAGUAGCGACGGUCAAUGCCUUGUCCUAUUUGAAGAACAAACACGGCGUUAUACAUCGCGACGUGAAGCCGUCUAAUAUACUUAUCGACGAGCGCGGAAACAUAAAGCUUUGCGAUUUCGGUAUCAGCGGACGAUUGGUAGACUCGAAGGCGAACACACGUUCAGCUGGCUGUGCAGCGUAUAUGGCGCCCGAACGCAUUGAUCCGAAGAAACCAAAGUAUGAUAUUCGCGCCGAUGUCUGGUCGCUUGGCAUAACGCUUGUUGAGCUCGCCACCGCGCGGUCACCCUACGAAGGCUGCAAUACGGACUUUGAGGUGUUAACCAAGGUGUUAGACUCGGAGCCACCUAGCCUUCCAAGAGGGGACGGUUUUUAUUUUAGUCAGGAAUUUCAUGACUUCGUCUGCAAGUGCCUCACGAAAAAUUAUCUGGAUCGACCCAAAUAUCCAGAACUCCUAGUGCAGCCAUUUGUAAGAACCUACGAAAUUGCCAAAGUUGAUGUGCCCAAUUGGUUCCAAAAUGUAGUCGAGACGGCAGCGGGCAAGCGCCUGCGCGCAAACGGCGAGCAAACGCUGACCAGAACGGCAGUGGCUACAUCAACAAUAACAAUACCAGCAGAAGCAAAGUAUGGCAAGCCCAGGGCUGCAUCGAUUGUAAGUCCCACAGCCCUGCCAGCGACUGCACCCACAGCAAUAUCAACAUCAUCUGCAAAGACAAUAAAGCACUCACAAAUACCAAGCUAUCAGCAGCCACAAACGCAGCAGCAGCCGCAUUUCAUGCAAUCAGCCACCCAACUACCUCAAAUGAACCCAGCAACGACAACAUCCAUAGCAAUAAAGAAUCCAGCAACACCAAUAUCAACAUGUACCGGUCCAGGUACAGCAACGACAAUUCCAAACUAUUUCACCAGCAGCCCCAGCCCACUUUCGGUGCCAGGUGGUGCCGAAGACCUCAAUAAGUUGUACCGCAAGUCUCCCUUCAUGCAACGCAAGUUGGGCAACGGCUCACACCAGUAUCAGCACCACCACCACCAACAACAACAUCAGCAGCCCUUUUACAAGUACAACGAUGAGAGCCCCAAGAAGGAGUCUAUGUUUAGUAGCAUAGGUCAAUCAAUCCUACGCAAUCUGACCACAUCGCCAUUCAGCCAAAAGAAACACAACAACAUAACACUGCCGCACCAUCAGCCAGCGCAUGUGCCCACGGAGAGUAGCUUGUGGCGUCAGACACCAGAUAUGGCCUUACCCUACGACAGCUGUGAUAGUAGUAACGUGGAUGUGGACUCGCCAGCCCUGUUGCGCCGACCGCUUACUGUGGAGCCGGCUGCUCAAGCAGAAAUUGCACCGGUCGCUGCCACAACGACAACGUUGCCGCUGACCAACCAAUCACAGCGCAUGCAACCGGGUAAUCAAAGUCCCAUAGUGCUGCAGCGUUUCUACCAUCAACAAAACCAAUUGCGCGAAAAGGAAGCGGCAGAGCGACAACAACGGCAGUCGAUUGUCAGCACAAAUCCCUUUCAUAGCAACUACGCCGUUCCCUCCUCGUCGCACUCCACUUCUAGUCAGUCGUCCACCCAGUCAACGUGCUCGCAGAUUGCUGUCGCCCCACCCUCACCGGUUGCUGGCCAUUUCGGCGUGGGCAACACCGCGCAACUGCAAUACCAGCCUUUACCCAUGACAACGGCGACACCGGCUUCGGCUGCUGGCACUAUGUACAGUAGCUUACGCACUUCGUCACCUACGCCUCCCGAACAGCUGCAGACGCAUCCACAGCAGCAGCCACAUGGUAAGGACUAUGGCGCCGGCUCGCCAGUGACUAGUAAGCUGAAUAAGUUGUACGCCCGUCGCCAAUUGCUGGGCCAGAACUUGAGCAGCGGUGCCAGUAGUAAUAGCCUGGACGGUAGUAGCAGCUACGGAACGGGCAAAGAUCAUGUCUAUGGUGCUUCAGAUACGGGCUGGUUUAAUACACUAGCAGGUGCCGUGAAGCGACAAUUUGCGACUUAUGUUAAAUCCCAUUUGAAUUCCACAGCGAUGCCGCCGUCGUCAGCAACGACCGCCACGAAUGGGAGUGAGCUCAGUGGCUUCAACUCAACACCAGCGGCAGCGGCAAUAACAACGGCGGCGUCAGCAGCGCCCCUUCCACCUACCUACAGAAGCAUCAUUAACAAUGGCAGCAAGUCCUACUAUUAUCGCACUCUAUCCGCGGCCAGCAGCAGCAGCAACACCAGCCAAAGCACCUCACCUACGACGGAACCGCUGUCACUACCGCGCAGCGAACUAUCCACGGGAGUUGGUGCUAGCGGUUUUCUGCGUCGCUAUGCGAGCAGCGGCGGCGGCUGCAGCACCACACCUCCCAGCCCACACACAUUAGCGGGGCUAGAUCGGCGACAUCGUAGCCCUGAUCCGCCACCGCGCUAUAAUCGCGGUCAGUCGCCAUUGUUGCUGCGCAAGAAUCUGCUGGAGUUGAGCGGUCAGCCGUCGGGUUCGCCUCUACUGCAAAGGCGCUACGUUUCUGCAUCUCCACCAUUGCCGCCUCCACGUCGUGGCUCCGAGAGCGUGCCCGGCUCCCCGCAACACUUUCGCACGCGCAUCCACUACACACCUGAACCACAACGGCGCAUCUAUCGCACUAUAGAUCAAUGAGUAGCGCUUCAAAUUAUGGUCAUGUGAUGCUGGUAUGGCUUCGAUGGUGACGCUGCCGCCGAUACUGACACUGACACUGAUGUCGCCGGCUCUCUAUCGAUGCCAGCACACACAUGUACCAUGCCUGGAGAUGGGACCAGCCCCUUUGCCAGCUUAUACAAUGAUGGCGCCUGGUCAACUACAAUGGAAACAGCAAAGGCGACAGCGACGGCGAAAUCAACACAACCGACGAAGGCAAACACAGCACCUACAACGCCAACAACAAUGCGUUACCCACGUCAUUAAUUUGUUAACGGUCAAUCCAUUAGUAUUGAUACCAGUAUGGAGAGUAUGAAUGGCGGGGAAAAGUCGAUUCCUCCAUCAGACGACGAUGAAAUGCAACUCACAAUCUGCAAUCUGAAGUCCACAAGCAACUUGUAACAGCAUACAGCAAACGAAAGUGUUCAAAAGUCUCAUACGUAUAAGCUUAGGUCGUAGCAUCUAUCAAUCGAGUGUUGUAGCUUUGUCUAAUUUAAGUAAAAGAAUGUAUUGGCGCGCACAAAA